Drosophila ficusphila is the source of this 6136-nucleotide messenger RNA. Its product is annotated as cGMP-specific 3',5'-cyclic phosphodiesterase. Lineage: Eukaryota; Metazoa; Arthropoda; Insecta; Diptera; Drosophilidae. Bases 1180 to 4530 code for a protein of 1116 amino acids. The record is from RefSeq and is a predicted model, not a curated record. Gene Ontology annotation, biological process: signal transduction. The transcript has 14 exons. Gene Ontology annotation, molecular function: protein binding; 3',5'-cyclic-nucleotide phosphodiesterase activity.
CAACGCGAACUGGAGCAGCUAAAACGAAGCGCGGGAGCUACAGAACGCGACACAAAAGCUCCAAAACGCUGCAGACCCGUAACGAAAUCAGCGAUAGAGAGGAGAAAGAAGAAAAGAGCGAGCAGAGCGAGAGCACAGAUGUAGGGAGAGCACCUUAUUGAGAGAGUCUCCCCCAGAGAUAGAUUGUUAUUUGGCGACAGUGACAGUCCCGCACCGAAUUAUAUAUCCGCUCAGUGCUAAAGUUGUACUCGUGCUGCGUAGCUCGUGUGGGCAAGGCCGUUUCUUGAUACGCCCACCCACCGCCCCCGCGCGCCCCCUGCCACGCCCCCCGCCAGCUGGGAGCAGCAGCUGCUUUUCAGUGAAGUGCGUGCGCGUUUCGCGGCAACGGAAUUGCCGCCGGUUGAAAAAACGCACAGGAUAAAACCAAAGCAACAAAAAAAAUACACCCAAGUUAAACACAACCCACUUUUUGCAUAACACGAAAACUAAAAAUUAAACAUUUAAGCGUCGCGUAAAUAUACUAUUUACAUUCGCGCGAUUCCCAUCCCCUUUUAUCAACGAAGCGCCAGCCAGUCGGCGUUAUCAGCAAACGAAGCGCGACAAAAAACACAGAAGCGUACUAAAAAACGCAAAAAAAAAAAAAAAAUAAAUAAAAACCAAAAUGAAAUGAAAAUGCAUUUGAGUGCGUGAGUGUGUGUUUAGCCACAACAAAUUUUCGAACAAAAAGAAAUUGGCUGCUUCAAUCAAAGGGAAAAAUCAACUGUUAACCGGCGAGUGGACGCAUUUAAAGCCAUCAAAAAAGACAAACAGAAAGGGGCAGACGUGCAUGAAGUGAAAUCUGGCGGCUAACCGGCCGAUGAGUCUGGGCCAUCAUCAAUUACCCCAUUGCCACUGCCUCGCACCUGGCCAUUAAAGUCGGUGAGAGUGUGAAGAGCAACAGGUUGGCCGGGAUAAUAUCAGGACUCCAGGACGUCUCGCCCAUAAGUGGGCGAAAGUACGUGACUUAAUCAGCGGACGCAGCGGGCAGCAGACUCUGAGCCUGGCUAACGAGGCGACCAAAAGGAUCAAAACAAAAAAGGGGGAGCAGGAGAAGAAGGAACAGGAGAAGGAGCAGGAGCGGGAGGUGCUGCCCAGUUGGAACGCAAUGAUUUCAGGCACGGCACAGUGAGCAGCAGCAACAUGACAGAUGUGUCAUCGCCAGCUGGCGGCGCCGCAGCUCCGGUGGAAAUAACCACCAGCGGCACUUCGGAGGCCACCACACCGUCGACGUCCAAGCCGCUGACCAAUGGCGCCAACAAGACGAGCACUUCAACGCCAGCUGGAACCGGAACUAGCGCAAUCCCCGCCAGCAGCUCCAGUGGCAGCCAGGUCAAGUUGGAGCACCAUCCCCGCCAGAGCAACAACAAUCGACCUGCGGUCAAUCCUGGUGCGGAAACAAAGCUGAGAUCUCCGGCCGGCGAAGGUGAUGGCGUCUCAAGAUUGAGUACACCUGCCGGCAGUUCCCCAUCCGCAUCGCAGUCCCCCACCCAAGCUAGCAUUCAAACCCAGACGAGUCAGCAGGAGAGGCUGGGCAAGACGAGCACUACAUCGCAGCAGGACGUCGAUGAGGUGGCCAGGUUGUUCGAGGAGAAGCCGGAGGCUUUCGAGAAGUGGCUGACGGAAAGGGCUCCUCCGGAGGCCCUCAGUCGCCUGCAGGAGUUCAUCGAGAACCGCAAACCGCACAAGCGACCCUCGGUCACCUCCGAUCUCUUUCAGCAAUGGAUGGCCGCCUCGCCCACCGUGCAGCAGAAAUCGCCGAGGAGCCUCUCGAACUCCUCCGCAUCAUCGCUCCCCGAGAGCCGGAGGCAUCUGAUGGACCUGGACGAGGGCGAGCUGUUCAUGGAACUGAUUCGCGACGUGGCCAACGAGCUGGACAUCGAUGUGCUGUGCCACAAGAUUCUGGUCAAUGUCGGCCUGCUCACCCACGCGGAUCGUGGCUCACUUUUUUUGGCCAAAGGCACACCGACCAACAAGUAUCUGGUGGCCAAGCUAUUCGAUGUCACACAAAAGACAGCACUCAAGGACGCGGUGACUCGGGCGAGUGCCGAGGAGAUAAUCAUUCCCUUCGGAAUCGGAAUCGCCGGAAUGGUGGCGCAGACAAAGCAGAUGAUUAACAUCAAGGAGGCCUACAAGGAUGCGCGAUUCAACUGCGAAAUCGAUCUGAAGACCGGCUACAAGACAAACGCCAUCCUCUGCAUGCCAAUUUGCAAUUACGAGGGCGAUAUCAUAGGCGUUGCGCAAAUUAUUAACAAGACAAAUGGCUGCAUGGAGUUCGACGAGCACGAUGUGGAAAUCUUUCGGCGGUAUCUGACCUUCUGCGGGAUCGGCAUUCAGAAUGCCCAGCUUUUCGAGAUGUCCGUUCAGGAAUACCGGCGCAACCAAAUCCUUCUUAACCUGGCUCGCAGUAUCUUUGAGGAGCAGAACAACCUCGAGUGCCUCGUCACCAAAAUUAUGACGGAGGCCCGAGAACUUCUCAAAUGCGAACGGUGCUCGGUAUUUUUGGUGGACCUUGAUUGUUGCGAAGCGAGCCAUUUGGAGAAGAUAAUUGAGAAGCCCAAUCAACCAGCCACCCGCGCCAUCAAGUCCGCCGAUAGUUUCGAGGAGAAGAAAAUGCGCAAUCGUUUCACCGUGCUCUUCGAACUCGGCGGCGAGUACCAGGCAGCCAAUGUUUCAAGACCUUCGGUCAGCGAGUUGAGCAGCUCGACGUUGGCCCAAAUUGCCCAGUUUGUGGCCACCACCGGGCAAACAGUCAACAUCUGCGAUGUCCACGAGUGGGUCAGGGAUCACAAUCAGAUUCGUGCCGAGGACGAAAUCGAUAGCACCCAGGCCAUCCUCUGCAUGCCCAUUAUGAAUGCCCAGAAGACGGUCAUUGGCGUCGCCCAACUUAUCAAUAAGGCCAAUGGCGUUCCCUUCACUGAAUCGGAUGCCUCGAUUUUCGAGGCUUUUGCCAUCUUCUGCGGCUUGGGCAUCCACAACACCCAAAUGUACGAGAACGCCUGCAAGUUGAUGGCCAAGCAGAAGGUGGCUCUCGAGUGCCUCAGUUACCAUGCCACCGCCAGCCAGGAUCAGACGGAGAAGCUCACCCAGGAUGUCAUUGCCGAGGCGGAGUCCUACAACCUGUACAGCUUCACUUUUACUGACUUUGAACUGGUUGACGACGACACUUGUCGUGCAGUUCUGAGGAUGUUUAUGCAAUGCAACCUGGUCUCGCAGUUCCAGAUUCCAUAUGAUGUCCUCUGUCGUUGGGUUUUGAGUGUCCGAAAGAAUUAUCGUCCCGUGAAAUACCACAAUUGGCGGCAUGCUCUAAACGUGGCUCAAACAAUGUUUGCCAUGCUGAAAACCGGCAAGAUGGAGCGGUUCAUGACGGAUCUGGAAAUCCUGGGUCUGCUGGUCGCCUGUUUGUGCCAUGACCUGGAUCACCGUGGCACCAACAAUGCAUUCCAAACCAAAACUGAAUCCCCGCUGGCCAUUUUGUACACAACCAGCACAAUGGAGCACCAUCACUUCGAUCAAUGCGUAAUGAUACUCAACUCGGAGGGAAAUAACAUAUUUCAGGCCCUGUCUCCUGAGGACUAUCGCUCGGUUAUGAAAACGGUCGAAAGCGCUAUCCUUUCUACAGAUCUGGCCAUGUAUUUCAAGAAACGAAACGCGUUCCUAGAGUUGGUGGAAAAUGGAGAGUUUGAUUGGCAGGGCGAGGAAAAGAAGGAUCUUCUUUGCGGCAUGAUGAUGACUGCCUGCGAUGUGAGUGCCAUUGCCAAGCCCUGGGAAGUUCAGCACAAAGUAGCGAAACUAGUGGCCGAUGAGUUCUUUGACCAGGGAGAUCUCGAAAAGCUACAGCUCAACACCCAACCAGUGGCCAUGAUGGACAGGGAACGCAAGGACGAGCUGCCCAAGAUGCAGGUGGGCUUCAUCGAUGUGAUCUGCUUGCCGCUCUAUAGAGUGCUCUGCGAUACCUUCCCCUGGAUCACACCCCUUUACGAGGGCACCCUGGAGAAUCGACGCAACUGGCAGGAUCUGGCAGAGAAGGUGGAAAUGGGCCUGACCUGGAUCGAUCACGAUACGAUUGACAAGCCAGUGGAGGAGUUUGCCGCCUGUGGAGACGAGGAGAUCAAGGACAUCGAGUUCACGGUGACCACUCUCAAUUGCAAUCAGCAAUCGCAGCAUGGCAGCGAGGACAGUCACACGCCGGAGCACCAGCGAAGUGGCUCCAGAUUGAGCAUGAAGAAGACGGGAGCUUUGGGGAAGGCGGUUCGGUCCAAGCUCUCGAAGACCCUCUACAACAGCAUGGACGGUUCGAAGCCAAAGACCUCUCUCAAGUUAAUGGAAUCGCAUGUCAGCGAGGACAUGGACGACAAGAGUCCCACGAGUCCUUCGCAGCCACAGGCAUCCGGCAGCAUGGGACGCAUGUCCGCCUCGUCAUCCACUUCAUCGGCCGGAGGACAGAUGGUGGACAAGUCCAAGAAACGAUCCAAGUUGUGCGCCUUGUUAUGACGAAAGCCGUCCAAUUAGAAUAUGGCGACUCCCUCCAGCACGUCGGCCAGUGAGACUGACCAAAAGUGCGGAGGGGGGAUGACCGAGUUCUAAUUGGAUAUUUGCGGUUUGAGAAAUUCACUAAAACUGGUUGCUCUACCUGUAUCUACUAAAGUGUUUCGACUUCUACUACGAUUAAAUAAGAACACAGUUGUUGUUGAUAAAACUAUACGUUUCUAAAGAAAUUACGACUUGAAAAAUUCUCAAUGAAAAGAUUACAGUUCGUUAUAAAGAUUUAUAAUUGAAAAGUUAAAAGUGUAAUUUUAUCAACAAGGCUCCCCUCAAAUUUAAUUGAAAUGGAAGUCGAAAGAAGGGGUUUAUGUAUAUGUUUGAUAUAUGUUUUAAGUACUCUAACUAUCCAUAUACAAGCGGAUGAGCAUUAGGCAGAAGCAAAUGCAGUUGCAAUAUUAAGCAUAAGUGAAUGUCAAAAUAUGUGAUCUAUUUAAGGUCCCGAAGGUGCGAAGCCCCCGGGUUGAACCUUUUGUCGGAUACUAUCCCCUCUAUCUCUCUUUCUAUCUAUCUGUCUAUCGCUUUUAGGUGAUUGAAAACCGCGAAACUAAACUAACUAAGUAGAUCCAACCAACUAGCUAAGCGUGUACGUAGUCACCCUAACCAAAUCGUGCUAGUCAACGUAUGAAAUACUAUAUGAAAUACUAUAUGAAACACCCUAGGUAAGAACUUGUGAGGCUAUAUUCCAGGCAUCGGGCAUCAGGAGUCGGAUGGGGGGAUCACCACUAGUCCUCGCCUGUGAUCGGCUAGAAAUCUACUUUAUAGCUAACUAAUAUUCGGACGCACAGCGUGUGCAUCCACGUAGCAAACUAUAGCAAUAUUAUAUGAUAUUUCCCACGCGAUUGUGAGCACAGCACAAAUAUUGAGAAAUCGAACCCCUAUUAAACAGAUGGUAGCGAUUGAAGUUAGUAGAACAAUACCGUUUCGUACUCUGUUCGAUUGUAUAAAUAUAAAUAUUAGCUUAAAGAUAGACGACAGCAGUCAAUUUUUGAACUCGAACUCAAACAAAAUACGAAUAUGAUAAAUAUUUGGCAUAAAUAGCACUCGGUUAAUACGAAUAAUCCGGCCCCACAAUCUCCUAGUUGUUGCAAUGAAGUUUACUUUAUCUGUGUGUACGUGUACAAAGCAAACUAUAUACUAUAGAGCAUAAAUAUAAAAUAAAUAUAUAUAAACGAAAACUAUAUGAAAUAUUUACAUGUGACUAAUGUAACUAUAACUGAAUUGCUUAGAAUUAAUGUGUUUAAGAGCAUCUCAUUAAUUUGUUUCAAUUGGUCUGCGUGUGCUAAUCAAAUUUGGCUAUCAAAUGUCAACAAAAAUAAAAUUUUGAAACUAUUUUUCUAGUUACUCUGCCGCUCGCUUGAAAAUCAAAAUCCAGACAACUUUAUAAACCGAUUUGAAUAUUUAUCUGGGUUUAGUUGUGACAAUUAAUUGUGUAUAUUUCUAGAAAGUUUCGUUGCUUGUUUUUGUUCCCAAACGAUUUAAGAAUUAUUCACGUUUGUUUACCUAACUAUGUAAGACUUGCAAUUGAAUCAAAAAUAAAUCACACCAUUGAGAAUUA